Molecule: messenger RNA, 1655 nt
Organism: Silurus meridionalis
Lineage: Eukaryota; Metazoa; Chordata; Actinopteri; Siluriformes; Siluridae
Gene: serpinc1
Product: serpin peptidase inhibitor, clade C (antithrombin), member 1
Exons: 8
Coding region: 145-1512 (455 amino acids)
Molecular function (GO): serine-type endopeptidase inhibitor activity
Source: RefSeq, a predicted model, not a curated record
UCAAAGGUUGCUUUGAGUAAACGCUCGGUGCCGCAGUGCUCUGUGGGACACUGACCCGUUCCCCUGGGAUACAUUUUACACGUUACUGCUUAGAAACGCUGCAGGAAGAUCUGCUCUCUUCACAAGGACUGUAGAGUGUAACAGAUGAGAAUGAAGUGGGUGGUUUGUGUCGGAGUUUUCUGGAUCCUCUCCAUCUCCACAGCUCAUGCAGCCAAAGACAUAUGUAGCCUGAAGCCCAAAGAUUUGCCCCUAGAGCCGGUGUGUAUAUACCGCAACCCGAACGUCCCAGACAACGAAGAAGCACCGACCGGGAUCCCCGAGAAGAUACCAGGGUCCACCAACCCUCGAGUGUGGGAGCUGUCCAAAGCCAAUGGGCGCUUCGCCAUUUCACUCUUUAAGCAGCUGACCAAAAACAAGUCUGUGGAGGCGAACAUCUUCAUGUCCCCGCUCAGCAUCUCAACAGCCUUCGCCAUGACGAAACUGGGGGCUUGCAACAGGACGCUGGAGCAGAUCAUGAAGGUGUUCGAGUUCGACAUGAUCAAAGAGAAGACCUCAGAACAGGUUCACUUCUUCUUCGCCAAGCUGAACUGCCGCCUUUAUCGUAAAACCCACAACUCCGUGGAACUGGUUUCGGCCAAUCGUCUGUUCGGAGAGAAGUCGUUCGAGUUCAACGAGAACUACCAGAACAUCAGUGAGAUGGUCUACGGGGCCAAGCUGCUGCCGCUCAACUUCAAGGAGAAACCUGAACUUUCACGGCAGAGGAUCAACGAGUGGAUUUCGGAGAAGACAAACCACAGGAUUAAUGACACUUUGCCUGAAGGCUCUGUGAAUGGAGAUACCAUUCUAGUUCUGGUCAAUACCAUCUACUUUAAGGGCCAAUGGAAAAACAAGUUUGACAGACUUAAUAGCAUGGAGUCCAAAUUCUAUGUCAGCGAGACACACAGCUGCCCGGUGCAGAUGAUGUACCAGGAGAACUCGUAUAACUUUGGAAUAUUCCCAGAGGACAAAGUGAAAGUGCUCGAGAUGUUCUACAAUGGAGAAGGCAUUUCGAUGAUUAUUGUCUUACCGCACGGCAACACAGAGCUGACUAAGGUGGAGGAAAACCUAUCCCUGAAGAAACUCAGUGGCUGGUUGAAUGACAUGAAAAGUAAAUCAGUGGCGGUGCACUUCCCACGUUUCCGCAUAGAGGACAACUUUACCCUGAAGGAGAAGCUUGAGGCUAUGGGCCUCCAGGAUAUCUUUAGUUCACAGCAUGCCAGUCUACCAGGCCUGGUAGCGAGCAAUGAGGAUGACCUUUAUGUCACUGAUGCCUUCCACAAAGCUUUCCUUGAAGUCAAUGAGGAGGGCAGCGAGGCGGCAGCAGCUACUGGUAUCGUGUUCCACGGCCGCUCCAUCAACCUGAACCGCGAGGUGUUCGUUGCCGAUCGGCCUUUCCUGCUCUUUAUCCGAGAAACCACCAUCAACACUCUGAUCUUCGCCGGCCGUGUUGCAGAUCCCUGCUCGAGCAGCUAAGGAGAUCCGGAUUCACUCAUUACUCAUGAUGAGUGAGGAGUUGAUUAUGAUGAAGGUCUCGAUGGAGGUCUUAAUAUUGUCAUCAGGUGUUAUAAUGGUGUGGCAUUUCAUUAUUCAUUACAAAUAAAAACCAAUCUCACAAA